UGAAUUGCUGUCAUGAUGUCUUUGAUUUUGUGUAUCAUGGCAUUAUCAUUAACAAUAUGGAUAUUAUGUAAAACAGGCUUGUUAAGUGUAGAUGUUGUUUCUUUCACAAAUAGUAGAAAGUAUGAUGAUGUUUUAAUGCCAUGUGGAAGUGCUCUCUUUGUACCAUCUAUCUUCUGCUUUUUUAUAGACUUUGGACUUUGGAACCUGUUGAGAAACUUCAAUAUAAUCCAUAGGCUGACAUGCAGCCCAAAAUACUCAGAUUGGUGCCUUCCGGCUGUACUUCCAUUUCCACAAGUUUUCCUUUCUUAGAUCAAUCAAUAGGACGCAUCAUAUUUUU
Cokeromyces recurvatus is the source of this 337-nucleotide messenger RNA. RefSeq lists its product as uncharacterized. Lineage: Eukaryota; Fungi; Mucoromycota; Mucoromycetes; Mucorales; Mucoraceae. The coding region runs from base 13 to 309 and encodes 98 amino acids. The transcript has a single exon. The record is from RefSeq and is a predicted model, not a curated record.